Molecule: messenger RNA, 1264 nt
Organism: Amphibalanus amphitrite
Lineage: Eukaryota; Metazoa; Arthropoda; Thecostraca; Balanomorpha; Balanidae
Exons: 3
Coding region: 89-1264 (391 amino acids)
Source: RefSeq, a predicted model, not a curated record
AGUAAUUAUUGGAAGAUUACUUACGACUUUUAAAAGCAUUUUAAGAUUUUAAAGGUUUGUUCAAACUGACGAGAGAUCGGAUGUCGUGAUGGAGCUGUGGGCAGACAGCGCCCAGAGCCAGACGGCCGACUUCCUGCGGGACAUCCCGGCCAGCGACCCGGACAAGGUGUACACGCUGCUCAGGGACGUCGGUCUCGACGACCCGCCGCUGCAGCUUAGGCCCAGCCUUAUGGGCGUCAUCACCAACGUGCCGCAGCCGCCGCGGCACACUCAGCGCUCCUACAUGUUCAUGGUGGUGCUGAAGGACCCCUCCUGCUGGGACGACGCCUCGCCCCGCAAGGACUUUGUCGUUUUCGGGUUUGUGCCGAGCCCGGCGGACCUGCCGGCGGCCGGCGACGACCACGGCCUGCGCACGGGCAACGUGCUCCGACUGCGCAGCGUCAAGGUGGAGCGGCGCGCCGGGAAGCUGGACGGUCGCGUGUUCCGCGGCUCGCAGCUGGACGUGUUCUCGGGCGCCGAGGAGGACCCGCCGGUGCCGCUGGGCGCCGCCGGCCGGCCGGUGACUGAGGCGGAGCGGCGCCGGCUGCAGUGGCUGCGCCGCUGGUGGCUCGUGGAGCGGCCGCACCAGGAGCGGAUCGCCGCCGCCACCGACGCCCGUCUCUCGGACGUCAGCGGACCCGGUCUGUGCCACCUCAAGGUGCGCCUGCUGGCGUUGGACGAGUCGGACGGACGGCUGAUCGCGCGCGUCACGGACGGCACGCGGUGUCCUCUGCCGGUCGGCGGCGCCGCCGCACCGCCCGGCUCCUCUGAUCCCUCCGACCCGGCCGCCGGCUACACCCGCGUACCGGUGUACGUGGCUGACCGCAGCUGUGCCGAGGCGCUGCGCCGCGGGCCGGCCGACGCCGUCCGGUUCCUCUACCUGGUCCGGGUGCGCGUCGACUGCGCGCCGACGACCGAGGGCACCGCCGCGUCGGCCGCGACGUUCGCGAUGGAGCGCGCCGACGACCCGCUCGUGCUGCCGCUGGACGUCAGCUCGGAUGACGUGAUGGACAUCCGACUACGGAUGGAGCCGGCGACCGCCGGGCCGGGGCGGGGCCGUGCCGGGACCGCGCCGGGGUGGAACGGGACCGCGCCGGGCGCUGCGCCGGCUCCGCCCUCCAUGGUGUCAGCCGCGGCGCAGACGGAUAUUUCCUUCGGCGAGGUGAGUCAACACUGGCGUCUGUGUCGGAUUCAGACUGGUUUGCAAUCUGUAUUUAUCCAGUAA